CAUAUACCAUGGACCUUCGAUAAGACCGACAUCUCCUGACCGCCGCAGAGACUAUGCCUCGCCAACGAAGAGGAACCGCGUCAUCGUCCAAUACAGUCAACAACGAGAUCCCCAGCAGCAGCCAUGGCCCACAGGAACUGGGCUCCAUGUAUGAUUAUCUCGCCAAAAUCAUACUCCUAGGUCCCUCCAACAGCGGCAAAUCUUGUCUCUUACACCGCUUCGUCAAAUCCGAAUGGCGCAUUCUAUCCUCUCAAACAAUCGGCGUGGAAUUCGCGAGCAAGAUUGUCAAAGUCGGAGACUUGGGAGCCACAAAUGGCACGUACCGCGGAGGGAGAGACGCUGUCACUCCCAGAAGGAAAAGGAUCAAGCUACAAUUAUGGGACACCGCAGGUACCGAGAGGUUUCGCAGCGUGAGCAGAUCAUACUAUCGAGGUGCGGCGGGCGCUAUUUUGGUAUAUGAUAUGAGCAAUCCGGAGUCAUUCCGUGGGCUGGGAGAAUUUUUGCACGAUGCAAGGGCGAUGGGAAGUCCGCAGUUGAGUGUGGUGUUGGUGGGGAACAAGAAAGAUUUGAAAGAGGAUCCGGAGUUGGCGAUGAGAGAAGUGCAGCAGCAACAGGAAAAUAGUCUGCUGGAUGGAGAUAUCUUUGGGAGUAUGAGUAGUCGGACUGGGACUAUUGGACCAGGAAUCGGUCUGGGCAGUCAGCAAAGAGCAACUGUUGCGCAGACUGAUAGUGAGGGAGGUGCCAUCAGCACCAGCGUCGCGGCGAACUGGGCGAGCCACCACCGUAUACCUGCUGCUCUGGAAGUGAGUGCAUUGUCAGGAGAUGGCGUGGAAGAAGCUUUCAACAAACUUGCACAAAUCAUCUUGACGAAGAUUGAGCUCGGACAGAUUGAUCCAGACGAUCCUAUGAGCGGAAUACAGUACGGUGAUGCGGAUUACUCCAGAUUUGACGAUGGAUCAAGCAGUAUCAAGUGUGACGGGCUCACGAGUGACGGCUAUGUUCGCAGUACAGGACGAAGAAGACGGAACCGUGGCGUAUUAGGGUUUGCUGGAGGGGGAGGAAAGUGUUGUUGACGAUUGGAUCGUGCAGCGUUUGUGAGCGAGAAAGACAUUUUCACUACCUACCUUAUGAGUUGACUUCGCAUAGCGAGCGUGCUUUGUACUGGUUUGAAGCGGCAAAGAUACCCCAUCAUUCGCUUGGACACAGUGAGAGCAAACAGAAUGCUGCCACAGCGGAUAUGUAGAUACGUCUAAUCUUAAUGU
Sphaerulina musiva SO2202 is the source of this 1262-nucleotide messenger RNA. Its product is annotated as P-loop containing nucleoside triphosphate hydrolase protein. Gene Ontology annotation, molecular function: GTP binding; GTPase activity. Gene Ontology annotation, biological process: regulation of endocytosis. Gene Ontology annotation, cellular component: endosome. The coding region runs from base 54 to 1073 and encodes 339 amino acids. The transcript has a single exon. NCBI's taxonomy places the organism in Eukaryota, Fungi, Ascomycota, Dothideomycetes, Mycosphaerellales, Mycosphaerellaceae. The record is from RefSeq and is a predicted model, not a curated record.